CAGCACAUACUUUGUGGGAUAAUUAGCACAUUAUUGCCUACAAAUAGGUUAAGAAGAUCUUUUUUUGGUGGAGAGCAGUGGUGUCACACCUUUUUUUUGUGCCACUGCACACUUGAUGUUGAGAUAUGACCAAAACCGCACACAACACACGGUUUGAGGGAUCUCCCAAAUUUUUUCAAGGCUUACUGGUAUGCCAUGGCACACGGGUUGACCAUCACUGAUGUAGAAUAUUCUAUUUUUAAUUGAACUUCGUAGUAUGCCUGAAUUUAAAGACUUUUCGAUUGACUGCUCAUUUACAUUUCGAUUUUUAAGGUGUGAAAAUCAUCAUUAAGUUCUAAGUUUUAGUAGAAAUCACAUUGAACUUUAAUCAAUCUAGUGUCCAAAAAUUAAAAACCUUCAAAAAAUGUUAGAAUCUAAGUUCUACAGCAAGCUAUUCCCAGUCGAAGUCGGUCAGCAAAUCACAAUAGUCGGAAAAUCAAGUGAAAAUCCAAGUCGAUUCGACAUUGAACUAAUCCCAAGGGACAGAAUUAGUGAAUUUGCUAGUGUUGUGCAUCUUCAAAUUUCUGUCCGAUUUAAGGAUGUUGAAAAGGAACCAAUUGUUGUUCGUACUGCAAAGAUUGGAAUUGGUCCUGUAAGAGAAGAAAGAACUGAAAAUUGGUUUCAUGGAAAUGUCUUAAAUCCUGUAAAUCCAGGCGGGAUCUUCAGAUUUGACAUUUUUGUUGAGCAAGGCUGCUUUUUUAUUUCAAUCGACGGCAAGCCAUUCUGUACUUAUGAUCAUGUAAUGCCGAUUGAAACAAUUUAUGCUGUAAAUGUCUCAAAAGAUGUGUCAGAUAUUUACAAAGUUCUACAACGAAGAGUAAAGGAACCGAUGUGGCCAGCAAUAAACACAAACUCCUUUGAAUCAAUUUCACCAGCUCAUUAUAGUCGGGGAAAUGUUGUAGUUAUUACUGGACUGCCUCAAGGAAAUCACAACGGAGAUAUUUUCAUCAAAUUAUUUGACGGAACUGAUCAAUUCUGUGCUCACUUUGAGAUUCGUCUGUUCUUAAAAAAUCACAUAAUUGCUCUUAAUUCUCAAAGUUUGGAUGGUGCCUGGCAUGGAGGAAUCAAUUGCAAGCAUCCUUUUAAAUUCGAUGAAGUCUUCAAGCUUGCUAUUCAUAUGACUAACGAUGAAUUUCAAGUUGCUGGCAAUGGACAUAAAAUCGUGUCUUUUCCAUAUCCUGAUCAUCACGAUGUUCUUUUCAAGUGCCUUAAUAAAAUUAGUAUAACUGCUAAUAAUGGACUGAGCUUCCAGGUGCAAGGAUUUGACUAUGUUAAGUCUUAUAUUGGUGAGCUUGGAUUUGAGGAAUUGUCGGAACUUCCAAAACCUCCAAUAGAGCCAGUGACUGAAUUUUCUGAAAUUUAUGAGGAUAAAAAUGAGUAAGCUGGCUUCUAGUGUUAUUCUAGAAGCACUCUACUCUGAUUAGAUACUAAGACUAAGGUAGCUACCCUAAGUAGCUCUCGGAUCUAUCUCCAGUCUAAAAAAAUCUUAAAUAAAUGCAUCCGUUACAAAUGUUAAUUAAUCACACUCUAUUAAUAAAUCACUAAUUGACUCAUUUUUUAAGCAUCACAUUUUCCAUCUGACUGCCUUCGUCCUCCAUUUGCGUCUAGCAUCAAAACAUCAAUCGCGC
Chironomus riparius is the source of this 1667-nucleotide messenger RNA. NCBI's taxonomy places the organism in Eukaryota, Metazoa, Arthropoda, Insecta, Diptera, Chironomidae. The record is from the annotation of a GenBank genome assembly.